Molecule: messenger RNA, 843 nt
Organism: Penicillium roqueforti
Lineage: Eukaryota; Fungi; Ascomycota; Eurotiomycetes; Eurotiales; Aspergillaceae
Product: class I SAM-dependent methyltransferase
Exons: 2
Coding region: 1-843 (280 amino acids)
Source: RefSeq, a predicted model, not a curated record
AUGGGGUCCGAGAAGAAACCCGAAUGGUAUCAGCAGGAGGUCCAGAGCAUCAACCCCGAGGCCCAGAGGCUGUUAGAAAGCUACAGCGGCUUCCAUCCGGACGAAAUCCUCCCGCACGUCUUGAAGCUCCGCGACGAAGCCUACUCAAUCUUCCACUAUCCAUGUAUCGGCCAGUUACGCUUCCUCACCUUCCAGCUACCCCACCAUCCAGUCUACCAGCGCAUACUGGCCCGUCUCCGCGACGAUCCAACCGCCGGAAUCCUCGAGGCCGGCUGCUGUUUCGGUCAGGAGAUCCGUUUCCUUGCCGACCAGGGCAUCCCGGGCGAGCAGCUCUACGGAUGUGAUAUAGAGCAACCGUUUAUCGAUCUCGGAUACCAGCUCUUCCGCGAUCGAGACCGUCUCAACGCCACUUUCGCCGUGGGAGACCUGAGCUCGCCCGACUGUCUGGACCACGCGAGCCCGAUUUUCCAGAAGUUAGCCGGGAAAAUCGACGUCGUCUUUGCGAGCUCGCUCUUCCACCUGUGGGACUAUGACCAGCAGGUCCGCGUCGCGACGCAUAUGGUCCGUCUCUGUCGCCGUCGACCCAGCUUGAUGAUCGUCGCGCGUCAGUUAGGGAAUACGCUGGGCGGAUCCUAUGCGAUGAAAGACGUCGCGGCAGGUUCUAACUACCGACAUAAUGUCGAGACGAUCAAGGGCUUCUGGUACGAUGUGGGUCAGGCGACGGGGACGCGAUGGAGCGUCGAGGCGGGGCUAUAUAUCGGCGAGGAACUGGCCAAGGUCAAGAAUGCCGCGUGGGCAAAUGAGAACGAUCGCAUGCUUUGGUUCUGCGCGACACUACAAUAG